CAAAGUUAUUUCUAGAAUGCUUGAAGAAAAUGAAAAAUACAGACUCAGACUGAAUUCUCAGCGAUUAUCUAGUAAAAACUCAAAUUACAUGAGAUGAAUCCCAUCUUCUUCUGCCUGUGAGCAAGAGUCCUGCUCUCCGACCUGCCAAUCUUGGGUUUGCCAGCCCCUGCAGCUACGUGAAUCAGGAGAAGCCUUGUGGUCUUGCCUGCCGAUCUUGGGAUUCAUCAACCUUCACAACCUAGAACCCAGCCUAAGACAUUGGACUAUAUGAAGAAGAAUGUGGGAUCAGGAUUGGAGGAAGACUCAUUAACAACCUGCGUUAUGUAGGUGACACAUCCUUGUUUUGCUGAAGUGAAGAGGACUUGAAGCACUUACUGAGAUGAAGAUCAAAGACUACAGCCUUCAGUAUGGAUUACACCUCAACAUAAAGAAAACAGAAAUCCUGACAAAUGGACCAAUAAGCAAUAUCAUGAUAAAUGGGGAAAUGAUUGAAGUUGUCAAGGAUCUCAUUUUACUUAGAUCCACAGUCAACCAUGAAAGCGGCAGUCAAGAAAUCAAAUGAUGUAUUGUGUUGGGCAAAUCUGCUGUAAAAGAUUUCUUUAAAGUGUUGAAAUCAAAGAUGUCACCUUGAAGGCUAAGGUGCACCUGACCCAAGCCAUGGUGUUUUCAAGUGCCUCAUAUACAUGUGAAAGAUGGACAUUGAAUAAGGAAGAUGGAAGAACUGAUGCCUUUAAAUUAUGGUGUUGGCAAAGAAUAUUGAAUAUACCAUGGACUGCCAAAAGAAUAAACAAAUUGGUCUUGGAAGAAACACAGCCAGAAUGCUUCUUAGAAGCAAGGAUGAUGAGACUUUGUCUCACAUACUUUGGACAUCUUAUCGGGAGGGAUCAGUUCUUGGAGAAAGGCAUCAUGCUUGGUAAAGUAGAGGGUCAGCGGAAAAGAGGAAGACCGUCAACAAGAUGGAUUGACACAGUGGCUGCAACAAUAGGCUCAAGCAUAACAAUGAUUGUGAGGAUGGUGCAGGACUGGGGAGUGUUCUGUUGUACCUAGGGUCACUAUGAGUCAGAACUGACUCAACAGCACCUAACAACAACAACAAGAUAGAACUGUGUAGGUAGAGAGAGGUGGACUGAUUUGAGAGAGAUUUGGGAGGGAGAGUUAUCACGACUUGAUGACUAGAUGUAGGAGUGAGGAGAGAGGUGAUGUCAAGAAUUCCUCUUGGGUUUCUGGCUAGAGCAAUGGAUGAAAGAUGGGGUGAUUCACUGAAAGAGGCAAUGCAAGAGGAGAAAGAGCAGGUUUGAGGGAAGAGACCGUGAGUUCAGUUUUGGACAUGUUGCGAUUCAGGGGCCUGUGAAUGAUCUACGUGGAGAUGUCAAAGAAACAAUUGCAUAUAUGGGUCUGAGUCAUGAUGAGGUGUUGCUGCUGGAGAUGUAAAUUUAGGAGUUAAUGGCUGUCUUUGUUAUCUAGUGCUGCUAUAACAGAAAUACCACAAGUGGAUGGCUUGAACCAACAGAAAUUUUUUCUCUCACAGUCUGGGAGGCUAAAAGUCUGGAUUCAGGGCACCAUCUCCUGGGGAAGGCUUUUACUCUCUGUCGGGUCUGGGGAAAAGUCCUUGUCAUCAAUAUUCCCCUGGGUCUAGGAGUUUCUCAGCACAGGGACCCCAGGUCCAAAGGACGUGCUCCACUCCUGGCUCUUCUUUCUUGGUCGUAGGAGGUCCUUCUCUGCUCACUUUUCUCUCCUUUUAUCUCUUGUAAGAUAAAAGGUAAUGCAGGCCACACCCCAGGAAAACUUCCCUUACAUUGGAUCAGGGCUGUGACCUGAGUAAGGAUGUUGCAUCCCAUCCAAAUCCUCUUUAACAUAAACUAAUCUUGGCUUAUUAACCACAGGCAGAGAUUGAGAGUUGUAACACAUAAGACAAUUACAUCAGAUCACAAAAGUGAGAACAACUAUACAAUACUGGGAGAAUCAUGGCCUAGCCAAGUCGACACAUGUUUUGUGGGGACACAGUUUAGUCCAUGACAAUGACAUAUAAAUGGUGUUUGAAGUCGCAGAAGGGCAUGGGAUUGUUGAGGGAGAGAAUAUGUUAUGAGGACAGGCCGGGACACAGGACUCUGUGGUGGAUGGUGGGUGGCACUGCCCAGAUGACCCUUCAGAGCUGACAAUCCUUUUCUCCCAGCUGUUGGCUGACAGCUUUAGCUACUAGCCCUCCCUGGAAUUGCCUUGGCUGGAAUUGCCCUUGGCUGAAGAGAGGGCCCAACUUCAUCCCAAACUGGACAACUAUGAAGGGCCAUCUAGCUUCAUAGCUCUUAGAGGGAUUGGUUGGGGACUUUGUCGAGACCGUCUCACAACCCAGAUCCUGCUUCCAUUCCUUCACUCCUUCACCCUGAGGACACUCCCUAAUGAGCUUCCUACCUGCAAUGCUGUCUUAGAGUCGGCUUUUUAGGGAAGCUGCCCCACAACAGAAUCUUUCCACUCAAUCGUGAGUUAUUUUUCAAUAAACACCAGGAAAUCUUUUGUUAAAAGGAACAGGCGAAUGGAUCAUUUAACAGGAAAAUACUGUCUUGGAAUGCCUUUUAAACACAUAAAUUUCUGGGCAAAAUUCAAAACUUUCUCAAAAAAAGCUUUUAUUCUUAUCACUGUAUUUCUUCCUAAAUGCAUUCCCAGACCUUAACUGGAAGGGUUCUUUCUGAGGCUCACUGCCUGUGUCAAGUUGAUGCCAAAUUUUACCCCUAGGGCUUGCUCCUUUAUUUAGAGAAUCUCCUUCUUCGUCUAUUUCCAGUCUCUUUCUUAUCUAUUUCUAGCCAAUCAGAGGAGAGAUUUUGACUGGCCUUUCUACCACUUGCCUUUCUGCCUCUCUAUUCUCCUUUCUCUCUUUAAAUCAAAAGUAGACAAUGUCCCCUUACCUUUUUAAGAAGAAAGAAUUCUAUACUUAUAGCUUUCUGACUGCUGUUACGUGAAAUUUAAAUACAGAGCUCCUAACAUUAGUUUGAAUAUAACCUGCUUUUAUGCUUGCCUCUGGGAGAUUCUUAGAACAGACUUCUAUAAAGCUUAUAUUCUUAUCAGGCCAUUAAAUUUUGAAUAACAUUCUUAAGCCGACAGCUUAACGAGAUUUCUAAUGAGACGUUUGAAGUGCUUUUAUCAUCUCUUUCAUUGGAAGUAUACUUAUCCAGGGAAACAAAACUGAACACUAAAUGCUAAGACAUAAUGAAAACUGAUCUCAGAAGCAUCCAAGGUCCUUUGAAAUUUAUGGAGGUAAAAAUAAUUACUUUUAGGUAGAGCAUCAUUUGAGGCCUUCUGGGAGAAGAAUCACAUUGUAUUCCCUUUUCUUCUGCUUCCAAUUCAGAUAGGAGCGUCUUAGGGAAUGGAAAUACAACAGGUGAAAAUGUACAUCCGUGAAAAUAAAGACCUGAGCUUAACAUCUAAGGCUAUACUGAUAAACGUAGGAGAAAGAAAAGGCAGAGAAAGGAAAAGGAGAGAGAUAUAUGUGCAAUUAUCUCAUUCUAUUUGGGAGGAGAUCAAAAGAAUUAAUUUUGUUCUUGAGACCAGGAGAGUAGUGCUGGUUCAAAUACAUUUUUUGACAUAUUAAGAAAACAAACAAAAAGAAAAAAACUGAUAACCUAAAUUUUAAAACAUUAUAUGUACCUUCCAAAUUACUGGUGAAUAAAGUCUGAAUGGAAAACAAUUAAGGAAAUGAGGGAAACAGCAAGGAAACGCAAAACUCGUGACAAAGAGAAUACCUGUCACUGUAGCAGUUAAUUUUAAGAGCUUGAAUUCCCAUUUAAAAAAGGUUACUAAUAAUGGCCUAUCAAGAAACAAAGUUGAGUUAUAAAAGGCUGGGAGGAGCAAAUACAAACCGUAGAGUGAAGGUUUGGCAAUGUGUGUUGAGAUAAAGAGAAAUUCAAAUCACAACAUUUAAAUAGGACAAGUAGGUCAUUUCACAUCGGGAAAAGCAAAAUUCACAAGAAAAUAUGGUGUCAUAAAGAUAUGUGCCAAAUAACACAGCUUUGAAAUAUACAAAGAGAAAUUUGGAAUGCAAGCAGAAAUAUCCCAAACAAUCAUGGAAGAGACUAACACACUUCUCUCAUUUCCUGACAGAUCAAGCAAGUAAAAACAAAUGAGGAUAUAAACGAUUCAAAUAACAUAAUUAACAGACUUGAUGAAAUAAUUUUGUAUAAAAAUUUGUAUUUAUAGAGAGAAUAUGGCUUUUUCCUUAUGCUUAGAGGGUUUUAACAGAAAUAGUUCAGAUGUCAAGCCACAAAGAAAAUUCUAUACAUUCCCCAAGGCAGAAAAUAUACAGAUAACAUUCUUGGACCCCAUACAAUAAAACUAGAAAUUAGUCUCAAAAGGUAUGCAUAACAGCAACAACUAAAACCAAGCAUCUUGAAACUAAAACAAAAGAAAACCAUUUUACCAAACAACUGUUGAGUCAAAGAGAGAAGCAAAUUUUCAGUUAUAAAAUACUUGAAAAAUUACAAUAAGAAACAAACAGUAAACAGAAGUAAAUUAAAGUAAUAGUAUUAACUUCUUUUAUUAUCAAACAGAAGGAAGGCGAAUAAAUAAACUAGAUAUUUGUCUGAGGAUGUUGCAAAGGGAAAAAUAAGAUAAACUUAAGGAAAGCAGGAAGAAGAAAAUAAGUUUUAAAAAGCAUAAAUCAAUAAAAUUAGAAAACUAAAAAUCAAUAAAACAAUUAAUGAUUAAUAUAAGAGCUAGUUCUUAAAAAUGCCUAUCAAUAACAGAAUAAUAAGAGCAAAUAUUUGUGUAACACAGGCAUUGUUCUAAGCACUUUAUAUGUAGUAACUCAUCUAAUCCUUAUUGCUGUGGAAACCCUGGUGUCGUAGUGAUUAAGAGGUUCAGCUGUUAACCAAAUUGUUGCUAUGAGACUCAACAGCAGUCGGUUUGGUUUGGCUUAAUCCUUAUUGCUGUAAGAAUUACCAUAAACCAAAAAAACUAAACCCAUUGCCACUGACUUGGUUCCAACUCAUAGUGACCCUAUAGGACGGAGUAGAACUGCCAAGAUUGUAAAUCUCUAUGGAAGCCGACUGCUACAUCUUCCUCCAGUGGAUCAACUAGCGGGUUCAAACUGCUGACCUUUUGGUUAGCAGCACAUGCUUAACCACUAUUAAUGAGCCCUGGUGGCACAGUGGUUAAGCAUGUAAGUAUUAGUAUUAUCUCAACAUCCUAUGAAGAAGAAAUUAAGGAACAGAGAGGUUAAGUAACUUAUCUAAGAUCCUAACUCUAGCAAAUGGCAGAGCUGGGAUUUGGCAGUUUACCUGCAGAGACUGUGUUCUUAGUUGCCACUCUAUAGUCACAAUUAUUAAGGAUAAUGUUUACGAACUCCUAGAAACAAUACCAAUUAAAAAAAUCGUAAGUAAAAACAAUGCAUGUAAUACUAUCCUAAAAACAUGGAUGAUUUUAAAAAUAUUCUUUAUAAGUUAUUUAUGAUGAAAGCCACCAUGUGAAAUUAUCUUCAAAAGAAUAAUUAUUCCUAUAUUUAUCCAGGCCAAUGUCAAUAUACUGCCUUAAGGGUAAAAUUGAUAAAGUUUAAACUCUUCUACAUGGCAUUGUGGUAGAUACGCAUUUGUGUUUAGAGUGCUCAGUUCUCCUUCCCACUUCUUAGAAAUGCCCCCUUCCUUUCAUCUAAUGUUUUUUCAGCCAUGUGGUUUGAAUGGGAGUCUUCAACUUCUUACAUAUCUCAUUCCCCUGACCAGAAAUGGGCAUUGGACUUUACCUGGAGUUUUGAACUUAGGACGUGUCUUAGUUUCCUAGUGCUGCUGUAACAAAAAUACCACAAACAGGUGGCUUUAAAGAUAUUUAUUUUCUCACAAUUCUGGAGGCUAAAGUCCAAAUCAAAUAAGGGGCUUGGCUGUGUCAAUUCCUUCCUUGUUAGUAGCCCUGGGUGUUCCUUGGUUCCUUGGCUUGUAGAUGACCUUCACAUGGCAUCUGUCUUCCCCUGUAUGUCUAUGCUGCUCUUUAUAUACCUGAGAAGUGAUUAGGUUUAGGAUCCACCCAACAGUGAUAUGACCUCAACUGAUUGAUUGAUUGUAUUAAACCAGAUUGCAUUAUGGAAAGUGAUUACAUUAUAUUACAUUAAAUGUAAGGCCAUUACAUUCUGUCCAUAGAUACAGAGGCUGGAAUUCCAACAUAAAUUUGGGGAGCACAAUUCAAUCCAUAACACGACAUGAGAGAGCAAGUCUCAACUUCCUUUUUGGGUACAAUGGAGAAGCUUGUCUUAACAAUACUGCUGAGAACAACUAAAAUUUGGAUUAAAAAAACAAAAAAACUGAAGAGCUUUUUGAAGGACAGUGACCAACAAAACAAGGACUCGAGGAGUUAAGAUUCUAGAGAGAAGUUAAUGUAUUGGGGUAAGACCCAAUUCUCCACUGCUUUCUCCCUUCACCCUUCCUUCACAUUUCUUAAUUUUUAUUUGAGGGCUCCAAGGCACUGUUCAAACAAAAAAUAGGCCAAGCCUUACAGAGACUGAAACUCUAUCUCAAUUCCUGAUUGGAUUAGGCUGAAUCUGCCCCUAUUUGACUGCCUUGCAGCAUAAAAGUAAUCAUUUCUGAAGGAAAAUAACAGUGUCUAGAGCCUCUUUGUUUUUCUUACACAAUGUAAAACAUUCAAUAAAAAAUUAACAGGCAUUUCAGGGUCAAAUUAUUAAAAAUUAAGAGAGAAAAGAGAUAAUAUACACAAAUCCACAUGGGAUCCAAGUACCAGAGUUAUCCAACUUCGACCUUAAAAUAUCUGUGAAUAAUCAAGAAAAUAGAUGAGAAGAUGCAAAAUAUCACUAGAGAUCUGGAAUCUGUAUAAAAUAACUAUAAAGAAUGUCUAGACAGACAACCCAAUCACAAAAUGGAUAAAGAACAUGAACAGAGCCUUCACCAAAGAGGACAUCCAAGAAGCCACCAACAUAUGAAAAGAUGUUCAUGAUCAUUAGCCAUUAGAGAGAUGCACAUAGAAACUACAAUGAGAUACCAUCCUACCCUGGCUAAAAUGGCACUGAUAAAAACAAACCAACAAACAGACAGAUCAUGCCAAAUGUUGGCGAGGAUGUGGGGAGAUUGGAACCCUUAUCCAUUGCUGAUGGGACUGCAAAAAUGGUGCAACCACUAUAAAAAUGGUACUAUGGCGCUUUCUCAAAAAACUAGAAAUAGAACUACCCUAUGAUUCAGCAAUUCCACUUCUAGGUAUAUACCUUGGAGACCUAAAAAUAAACUGUGAACAGAUAUAUGCACACCUGUAUAUUUUUUCUUUUUAUAUUAAUUGCUACUUAUUUACAAUAGGAAAUAAAUGAAAACAACCAAAGUGCCCAUUAACAGAUGAAUGGAUAAACAAUUGUGGUGCAUAGAUACGAUGGAAUACUACGCAACCAUGAAGAACAAUGAUGAGUCUGGGAAACAUAUAACAUUGAUGGACCUGGAGGGCAUAGUGCUAAGUGAAAUAAAUCAAGAAUAUAAGGACAAAUAUUGUACAAUCCCUCUUUUAUAUGGCAAUAAUAGACAAAUAUAGAGAGAUCAAUGUUCAUUGAUUCAUUCAUUGACAGUGCAAAGACAUAUGACUGUGUGGACCAUAACAAAUUAUGGAUAACAUUUUGAAGAACGGGAACUCCAGAAUACUUAAUUGUGCUCAUAAGAAACCUGAACAUAGAUCAAGAGGCAGCCGUUCAAACAGAACAAGGGGAUACUGCAUGGUUUAAAGUCAGGAAAGGUGUGUGUCAGGGUUGUAUCCUUUUACCAUACUUACUCAAUCUGUAUGCUGAGCAAAUAAUCUGAGAAGCUGGACUAUAUGAAGAAGAACGGGGCACAAGGAUUGGAGGAAGACUCAUUAACAACCUGUGUUAUGCAGAUGACACAACCUUGAUGAAGAUCAAAGACCGCAGCCUUCAGUACGGAUUACAUCUCAAUAUAAAGAAAACAAAAAUCCUCACAACUGGACCAAUAAGCAAUGUCAUGAUAAAUGGAGAAAAUAUUGAAGUUUUCAAGGAUUACAUUUCACUUGGAUUCACAAUCAAUGCCUAUGUAAGCAGCAGUCAAGAAAUUAAACAAUGUUCUGCAUUGGGCGAAUCUGCUGCAAAAGACCUCUUUGAAGUGUUAAAAGGAAAGAUGUCACCUUGAGGACUAAGGUGCACCUGACUCAAGCCAUGGUGUUUUCAGUUGUCUUGUGUGCAUGCAAAAGCUGGACAAUGAAUAAAGUAAGACCAAAAAAGAAUUGAUGCCUUUGAAUUAUGGUGUAGGCGAAGAAUAUUGAAUAUACCAUGGACUGCCAAAAGAACAAAGAAAUCUGUCUUGGAAGAAGUAUACCCAGGAUGCUCCUUAGAAGCCUAGAUGGUGAGACUGCAUCUCACAUAAUUUGGACAUGUUAUCAGGAAUGAUCAAUCCCUGGAGAAGGAUAUCAUGCUUGGUAAAGUAGAGGGUCAUUGAAAAAGAGGAAGACCCUCAACCAGAUGGAUUGCCACAGUGGCUGCAACAAUGAGCUCAAGCAAAACAAUGAUUGUGAGGAUGGUGCAGGGCUGGGAAGUAUUUCGUUCUGUUGUACGUAGGGUUGCUAUAAGUUGGAAUUGACUCAACGGCAAUGGGUAUACAUAUAGUUAGCAUCCCAGAAAAAAAGAGGACCUAGAAAAUGGAACAAAACAAAUAUCUGAAGAAAUAAAGUCAGAGAAUUCACCGAAUCUGAUAAAAGACAUCAAACCACAGCUUUAAGAAGUACUGUGAACCCUUAUCAGGAUUAAUGUAAAGAAAACCACACUUAGUGUAUCAUAGUAAAACUGCUGAAACUAAAGAAAAGAAAAAAUAAUAAAAGGACCAAGAAUAAAAAAUAAACAUUUUCUUUAAUGGAGCAACAAUCAGAUGGAUAACCAAUUUUUCAAGAGAAAUAAAAGCAAUGGGAGGGCAUCUUUAGAAUGCUGAAAAAUAAAAUUGACUGCCAGCCUAGAAUUCCAUAUCCAAUAAAAAUAUUGUUUAAAACUGAAAGACAUUACAAACAAAAAAUGGUAGAAUUUAUUGCCAAUAAAGCUACACUAAUAUAAAUACAGGCAGAAUGAAAGUGAUCCCAGAUAGAAACACAAAAGUGCAGGCAGCAAUAAAAAGCAAUGUAAAGAAUGAAUAUGUGGGGAAAUAUAAAGGAAUAUUGACUUACUAAAACAUUAUAAUAAUAAUGUAUGGUCUAGUUUUUUUUUUUUUUUUAUAAAGGAAUAUUGACUUACUAAAACAUUAUAAUAAUAAUGUAUGGUGGGUAGUAAAUUGAGUUUAAUUAAAAUUCAUGACAACAAAAGCACAAACGUAGCUAACUUGUUCUAAGGUCUUUGCGUUGUUGGAGAAGAGGUAAAAAUAUUAAUCUAUAUUAAACUAUAAUAAAUCACCAGCACCCAUCUGUCAGUUUGUUGUAUUGUGGUGGCUUUCAUGUUGCUAUGAUGCUGGAAGUUAAAUGCCACCAGUUAUUCAAAUAGCAGUAGGAUCACCCUUGGUGGACAGGUUUUAGUAGAGCGUCCAGACUACAACAGACUAGGAAGAAGGCCUGAUGAUCUACUUCUAAAAAUAUGCCAAUGAAAACCCCGUGGAUCAUAACAGAAUAUUGUCUGAUACAGUGCUGGAAGAUGAGCACCCUGGGUUGGAAGGCACUCAGACCACACAGUGGCCUAGCAUAGCAAUGAUUGUGAAGAUGGCUCAGGACUGGGCAACAUUUGCUUCAUGAGAUCACCAAGAGUCCAGCUGACUCAAUAGCACUGAACAACAACAUAAUAAAUCAAAGAUGUACAUUGUAUUCUCUAUCAAAUAUAAGGGAAAUUGUAAAAAUACUUGAAUAAUCCAAAAGAAGGCAAGAAAGGAGAAAGAAAGGAAUAAAGAACAGAUGGGACACAUAGAAAGCAAAUAGUAAGGUGGUAGAUUAAACCCAAAUAUAUCAGUAAUUACAUUCAAAUAAUUCAAUGAAAUGAUAAAAGAUUUUCAGACUGGAUAAAACUAAAAUCCUAACUAUAUUCUGUUUGCAAGGUGCAUACCUCAAAAAUAAGGAUACAGAAAAUUUAAAGUAUGAAAAAACACCAUAUGAACACUGACCAAAAGAAAUCUGGUAUAGCUAUGCUAAUACAAGAAAAAGUAGACGUUAAGACAAGAAGCAUUUAUAGGGAGGGAUAUCUCAUAAUGAUAAAAAAAAGAUUAUUACAUCAGAAACAAUUCUAAAUUUUUAUCUGCCUAAUAGCAUAGCCUUAAAAUAUAUAAAGAAAAAACUAACAGAAAUAAAAGGAGAAAUAGAUAGGUCCGCAGUUUCAGUGGGAGAUUUUAACACACAUACUGUAGUUAUUGAUAGAAUAAGCAGACAAAACAAUCAGUAAGCAUAUAGAAGAUUUGAAUAAUGUGAUAAAUAUGGCCAUACUGAACUGUAUAGAACUCUGUACCCAACAAUAGUAAAAUGCACUCUUUUCAAGUGCACAUGGAACAUUUAUCAAAAUUAACCAUAUGUUGAAUCAAAGAGAAAGCAUCAACAAAUUUUUUUAAAUCAAUUUUUUUAGUGCUUUAAGUAACAUCAACAAAUUUUGAAGGAAUUAAAAAAUAACAAAUAUGCUUUCUGACCAGAGUGCAAUAAGUUAUUUUUUUUUAGCAUAUAAAAAUGUUCUUUAUUUUUCAAAUGGCUCCACCUGGUCAUGUAACAUUUAAAUUCUGGUUUGUCAUCAUCAGGUGCCGUCCGGUCACUUCUGACUCAUAGGGACCCUGUGUGCAACCAAACGAAACAUAUCCAGUCCUGUGCCAACCUCACAGUUGUUGCUAUAUUUGAGCAUUGUUGCAGCCACUGAGUCAGUCCAUCUUGUUGAGGGUCUUCCUCAUUUUUUUUCUGCUUUACCAAGCAUGAUGUCCUUUUCCAGGGACUGGUCCCUCCUGAUAGCUUGUCUAAAGUACAUGAGAUGAAGUCUCGCCGUCCUAGCUUCUAAGGAGCAUUCUGGUUGUACUUCCUUCGAUACAGGCUUGUUUGUUCUUUUGGCAGUCCAUGGUAUAUUAAAUAUUCUUCACCAACGCCACAAUUCAGAGGUGUUAAUUCUUCUUGGUCUUCCUUAUUCAUUGCCCAGCUUUCUCAUGCCAACGAGGUGAUUGAAGAUACCAUGGCUUGAGUCAGGUGCACCUUAGUCCUCAAGGUGACAUCUUUGCUUUCUAACACUUUAAAGAGGUCUUUUGCAGCAGAUUUGCCCAGUAGAAUAUGUUGUUUGAUGUCUUGAUGGCUGCUUCCAUGGGCGUUGAUUGUAAAUCCAAGUAAUAUGAAAUCCUUGACAAUGUCAAUAUUUUCUCCAUUUUUUUAUCAUGAUGUUGCUUUUUGGUCAGUUGUGAGAAUUUUUUUCUUUAUAUUGAAGUGUAAUCCAUACUGAAGGCUGUAGUCUUUCAUCUUCAUCAGUAAAUGCUUCAAGUCCUCUUCCCUUUCACCAAGCAAGGUCGUGUCAUCUGCAUGUCAUAAGUUGUUAAUGAGUCUUCGUCCAAUCCUGAUGCCCCGUUCUUCUUCGUAUAGCCCAGCUUCUCAGAUUAUUUGCUCAGCAUACAGAUUAAAUAGGUAUGGUGAAAGAAUACAACCCUGACACAUACCUUUCCUGAUUUUAAAACAUGGAGAAUCCCCAUGUCCUUCUGGAACAACUGCCUCUUGAUCUAUGUAAAGGUUCCUCAUGAGCACAAUUAAGUGUUCUGGAUUUCCUAUUCUUCACAAUAUUAUCCGUAAUUUGUUACAAUCACACAGUCGAAUGUCUUUGCAUAGUCAAUAAAACAUAGGUAAACAUCUUUCUGGUAUUCUCUGCUUUCAGCCAAGAUCCAUCUGACAUCAGCAAUGAUAUCCCUGGUUCCCUGUCCUCUUCUGAAUCCCGCCUGAAUUUCUGGUCCACGUCAGUUUUCUGCUGCAACCAUUUUUGAAUGAUCUGCAGCAAAAUAUUACUUGCUUGUGGCAUUAAUGAUAUUGUUAUGAUAAUUUUCGCAUUUCAUUGGAUCAUCUUUCUUUAAUGAGCAUGAAUAUGAAUCUCUUCUGGUUGGUUUGCUGGAAUUGUCUUCCAAAUUUCUUGGCGUAGAUGAGUGAGUGCUUCCAGCAUUGCAUCCACUUGUUGAAACACCUCAACUGGUAUUCUGUCAGUUCCUGGAGCCUUGUUUUUCACCAAUACCUUCAGCGCCACUUGGACUUCUUCCUCCAGUUCUUGAUCAUAUGAUAUCUCUUGAAAUGGCUGAACGUCGAUCAAUUCUUGUGUAUUCCUUCCAUCUUCUUUUGAUGUUUUUUCGAUUUUUUGUCCAUAGAAUCCUUCAAUAUUGCAACUUGAGGCUUGGAGUUUUUUCCUCAGUUUUUCGGCUUGAGAAAUGCUGAGCAUGUUCUUCCCUCUUGGUUUUCUAACUCCAGGUCUUUGCACAUUUCAUUAUAAUACUUUGUAUUCUCCAGCUCUCCUUCGAAAACUUCUGUUCUGCUUCUAUUUAUGGUUUAGCAAGAAGUUAUUAAUUAUAACAAGAGAGAUAUCUAGAAAAUCUCCAAAUAUUUGGAAAUCAAACAGUACAUUUCAGAGAAUAUGAGUCUCAAUGACAACUGUGAGAGGUGAUCUUGAAGGCUGUUGUCGGCCUUGACUACUGUCUUUUGGAGAAAGCUGGUCUGAGGAAAUAAAGACAACACAGAGAAAAAUAGAGACAAGAGAAACAUAGAAAGGUAGGUAGGUAGGUGGAUGGCUGGCUGUCUGGCUGGAUAGAUGAUAGGUAGAUAGAUAGAUAGAUAGACAGACAGACAGAUGGAUGAUAGAGAUAUUCAUCUCUGCAGUCUUGCAGUUGGGCUGCUUUAGAUACUACAUUUCUGAUUCAGCCUAGGGUAGCUCCACAAGCUUGUUACUUGACACCAUAAGAGUCCUGGUUAAUACAUCACACAGGAAAGUUUUUCCCGGCCUGAUCCUGCUCACCUCUUCAGUCUCCUUUCUUGAUCGUUCUUCCUUUGAACUCUGUGUUCCAGCCAAAACAAACUACUCACCACUCAUGGGACACGUUCAGGCCUUUUAACAUGCUUUUACCCUCUUUGCCUUCCUGAUUUCUGUUUGCCUUCAGGUCUCAGCUAAGACUUCCUCUAGGAAAUAUUUUCUGUCUUCAGGUUAGGACUGGGUUAUGAACUCCUCUUCUGUAUUCCUGCUGCAGCCUGUGCUUCCCUUUAUCACAGUGGUCAUGGUACUGUCUGGAGUUAGAAAGACUUGAUUUCCGAUUAUGUGACUUACUGUUUUAUAUUGAGAAACUCACUUCUCUGAGCUUUGGUUUUUUUUUUUUGCUGGCAAAAUGGAAAUAAUAAUAGUAGCCACUUCACAAGGUAAUUGUGAAAAGUAAAAAAAAAAAAAAAAUUUGUGAGAAGUAGAUGAUAUUAUAUAUGGUAAGUAGUUAAAAUAGUGCUCAGUAGUACAGAGAAAGUAUUCAGUAAAUGUUAGCUCUCCUCAUGACUUCAGAGGUUUAUUGUGAAGAUUAAGAGACAAUGCAUAUAAAGCCAUUAUUCCCUUGCCUAGCACAUAGAAAACCAGUUGUCCUCCAGUUGAUUCUGACUCACUCACGGCAACCCCAUUUGUGUCAGAGUAGAAAUGUGCUCCACACAGUCUUCAAUAGCUGAUUUUUUGGAAGCAGAUUGCUAGGGCCUUUUUUCUGAGGCACCCCCAAUCUUUUGGUUAACAGCUGAGUGUUUCCCACCUGGCACAUAGGAAGGAGUAUGUAAUUGUCUGUUAGCAAGUCUAUCUCCUUUGGUGGACUGUGAGUUCUUCAAGUGCCAGAGUCAUGUUGAAAGUGGAUUCAGAUCUCAUGCCUGGUCCCCAUCAUUCAUGCUUUUCCACCCCACAUUAUUAUCUCCUAUUGGAAACCCUGGUGGCAUAGUGGUUAAGAGCUAUGGCUGUUAACCAAAAGAUCAGCAGUUUGAAUCCACCAGGCGCUCCUUGGACACUCUAAGAGGCAGUUCUACUCUGUCCUCUAAGGUCGCUAAGAGUUGGAAUUGACUCAACGGCAAUGGGUUUUUUGUAUAGGCGAAGUUUACCUUCAAAGCAUUUUCUCCUUACGUUUCAAGCACCUUUCUUACAUGUAAUCACUCUCCAUUUCUUUCCCUAUAAAAACCAACUCUUGGGAAGGGAUCUGAUAGACUUGAUUUACACAAUGGCUGAUGAAGUAAAUAUGCUCUUUCCCAGAACCUUAACAAUGAGGUAACUGUUAGAUAUACUCCCUCAUCUCACCCAGUAGAGAAAGCCUCUAGAAUCACUAGUUGGGAAGCUACAGUAGCAAUCUGCGUACUCUGUGAACUCUGGAACAAGCCCUCUUACUGGGCACAUACUGAUCCCUUUCCCACUUCUAAUUGCUUGAGCUUGCUUCUUCAGAGAGAAUGAGGAGAGGACUAGUAUUUAUUGGGCACAUAUUAUAUGCCAGCCACUGUGCUGGGCACUGUAUAUAUAUUAAAAAAAAAACCAUAUUAUAAUUAUUAUUAUUACUUUCAUGUUACAGAUUAAACCAAAUGAUAUUUAGAUAGAGGAAGUCACUGGACUAAAGUCGGAAAGCUAACGAUUGACAGACAUUGGAUUUGAACCUAGAUUUGCCUGAUUCCAAAGUUCUGAAGUAUGCUGUUUUAGUAAGGCCUCUAUUUUUUUUUUCCUAUGGCAAUUUAUCCCAUGGCAGAAGCAAACAGCUAUGUGCAUAAGAGAUUUCCCCAGAAUUAUUUACAACAGCAAACAUUUGGAGACUGUAGUUGAAAUGAUCAUUAAGAAGUGAAAACAUGGACAAUGCUAGGUAAAACAAAGCAGAAUGCAAACUAAACUGAUGGUGUAGUUGCAAAUAUGUACAGGAUAUCUGCAAAAGAUAAGGAUCAGAAAGAAAUGCAGAGAGAAAAAAAAAUAAGAGAAAAACAGAACUAAAGAAAGAAAGGAGAAUUAGUGUGUUUCGUGUGACUGUAUAUUACCUUAACCUAGAACUUGACACACAAUAAGCACUCAAUAAGUCUUUGCUGAGUGAAUCUGUAUCUGAUGAAUGGCAUGAUGUAUUAGAGUGGUAGAGUUAUGACGUUCACUUAAAAAAUUAUUUCUUAAAUUAACAUACAGUAAAAUUCAGUUUUUUGGUGUACAUUUCUAUGAAUUUAAACAUAAGCCAAGAUUUAUGUGACCACAAUCACAAUCAGGAUACAGAACAGUUCUAUCCCCCCCAAAAAACUCCCUCAUGCUAUCCCUGUGUAGUCACACUCUCCCCUCAUAUUUGGCAACAGCUAACCUGUUUUCUAUUGUUAUAUUUUUGUCUUUUCAAAAUGUCAUAAAUAGAAUUUUGUAGUACGUAACAUUUUGAGAUUUGCUUCUCUUACUCAGCAUGAUGCCCCUGAGAGCCAUCCAAAUUGUAUGAACAGGUUUUUGUGUGAAUAUGUAUUCAUUUGUCCAGGGUACAUACACGGGAGUGGACUUGCUGGGUCACAUGGUAAGUGUAUAACUUUAUCAGAAACUGCUGAAUUAGUUUCCAUUUUGCAUCCCCACCAGCAAAGUUCCAGAAGCUCAUCAUCCUUGUCAACACUUGUUAUUGUCGUGUUUUUAUUUUAGCCAUUCUAAUAACGGUGUGGUGGUUCCUCAUUGUAGAUUGGUUUGUACUUUUCUCAUUGUAGUUUAAUGCCAAUGUUGACGAACAUCUUUUAAUGUGCUUAUUUACCACCUACUCAUCCUUUUUGUUCUGUUCAAGUCUUCUAUCCCUCUUUUAAGUGGACUGUUUGUUUUCUUACUGUUGUCUUGAGAGUUCUUUGUAUAUUCUGCAUACCAGUCUUUUGUCAGGUAUGUGAUGUGCAAAUAUUUUCUCCCAGUCUAUAGUUUGUCUUUUCAUUCUCUUAAAAGUGUCUUUGUCAGAGCAAAAGUUUUUAAUUUUGCUGAAGUCGAAUUUGUCAAUUUUAUAAAAUAGAGCGCUAACUAGGGUGACCAAACAAUUUAUUAUGCAAACCAGGAUACUUUUGAAAGUAAAAGGGGACACCAUUAAAUAUGCCAAGAGAAUUGGAUCUCAGUGCAUCAUAAACCACAGUGUAGCUGGGGAGAAUGACCAGCAGUAAGUGAUUUGAACCACAGAUGGGAGAAACCAGUAGUGAAAGUCUUGACCUCAGAGAAUUUGAAGAGAGUGUAAGAGCAAUUCCCAAGGAUGAAAUAAUUCUAGUUAUUCAGAGCUUCGUCCUUGAGCUGAACAAAGUUUGCUCGAGUACAAGCUCUUUUCAUAACUCAUAACCACUCUGAAAGGAAGGUAUUAUUACUCCCAUAUCAGAGACAAGAAAGGGAGGCUUAGAGAAUGAAUGCAAAACAUCCAAGCUUUACCCAGCUAGAAUUUGGGAGAGCUGACACUAGGACUUCGGCCUCUCUGACUCCAGACAUCACCCUGGAGGCCAGAUAAUUCAGAGAACUCAAUACAGUCUUUAGUGGCAAUGGGUCAGGGUUCAUAUCCCAGUCCCAGUGCUCUACCAGCUGUGCGACCUUAUCCAACCUGUGUGAUCACAGUGCAGGCGUGAGAAUAGUAGCUUAUGUUUUUGGAGCGCUUGCCAUGUGUCCUGCUCUGAGCUAAACGCGCUCCUUAUGUUAUCUCCUUCACACUUCACAAUAACCCCAUUAUGAGGUACUAUUAGAAAUCACAUUUUUCAAACAAAGGAAAUAAUGUACGGAAAAAAACUGGAAGGUGCCCACCGCAUGAGAAAUACACAAUAAAUAUUAGUUCCCCUUCUCUCCUGACCACAGGUCAGAACACAGUGUAGGUCUUGAACCAGCCUGUGUUUCCUAAUACUGCUCUGGGAUGUCUUAGGAGGCGGCCACUUAUCCUAAUGAAUGUGCCACUUUUCCAGUUUUUCUAAAGGCUUGAGGAUUGCUUGUUAUAUGGUGUAUUAUUAUCGUUAUUUUUUUGGCCAGAAUCCCUCCUACCCUCUCAGUCUUUUCUCCACAUUUUUGAAACCGUUUUGUCCCGUGCAGUGGUUGUGGCCAUGCAUGAGAAACAGCAGGUGGUGCCAGAUGACAGAUGGUGUGGGAGCCCGUUCCUCGGUGGGAGGGGCGCGAGCGAAAGAGCAGGCAGGCAGCUGCCAGGAGCUCUUCCCCGCUCGCGCCUCGCUCUCAGAAGCUCCCCAUCCAGACACACGCAAGGCGCUGUCCUUUCAGCACCACAAGCUCGGGCUGAGGAGGGAGGACUCCAGGCCGUCCUCCUCCUCUUCAAAUUGGCUUGAAUCUGCUCUGACCCCCCCGAGAGUACCACACAGUAAGUAGACAUUUGUUUUUGUUAUUUCCAUUCCACUCCCAACAUCAUCCAACCCCUCACCACCGCUUUCACCCCACAACAACCCUGUUUCGUCUAAUAAGGUUCCGUCGGCAGGAUUGACAAGAGAAAUUCAGUUGUGCUGGGCUUUUGGUGGUGGGGUGGGAGCACUGUUUGACUUCCAAGGGAGCUGAAGAGGAAUAAAUACGAUUUGUUUAUUUGGUUGGCAAUCUUGCAGUAUGGGGGCUGCUAACUUUCUAUGGAACCAGAAAAAUAUGGUCCUUUGCUAUUGAGGAAAUGGAGGCACUCCAUGGCUGAAUAACAAGAUCAGGUUCAAGCCAGCCUUUUUUUUGUUUUAGGAAAUUGCAUCUCAUGCACAAUUUACAUGUUAUUCAAACGGCUACAUAUAGUGACAUUUAAUAUAUGUAUUGUUAUUUUAGGGGGAUUACUGGAAAAAAAUCAAUAUAAUAAUACAGCAAUCAGGGUGGUGAGAUGAAAUUUAUCAUACUGCAGGGUGACCCAGAAUAAUAGAUUUCAUUUUGCACUGAGAGUAAGCUUUUCCCUGAGAUUAUAUGAACACUUUAGUUCCAGUGCCUUGGCUAUUUUUUUAAGGUCGUACUUUUGGUGUGUGUCUGGAAUUUUCCUUGAGCUUCCCAAAUUUGAGGUUUGUUGAAUCCCAAGGGCAGGUGGCAUAUUUUGAUGAUUAAAGAAGUUUUACUGGACAAUGGGAAUCAUGUCAGGCUAUCUAGCGGAAGAUCCAGAUUGAAAGGCAGCUGAGCAGAGCUGUUGAGAACGCACCGUUUUCUCUGUCGUCAGCCCUCUCUUUCCUUGCCUCACCUCCCGCUAUAACCAGAAUCCCACUGCUCGCUUUAGGUCUAGGAAGAAAGACAUAAGGAUGGUGAAGCUGAACAGCAACCCGAGUGAGAAGGGAACCAAGCCGCCUUCCGUGGAGGAUGGCUUCCAGACCGUCCCUCUCAUCACUCCCCUGGAGGUUAACCACUUGCAGCUGCCUGCUCCAGAAAAGGUGAUUGUGAAGACAAGGACGGAAUAUCAACCUGAACAGAAGAACAAAGGGAAGUUCCGGGUGCCGAAAAUCGCCGAAUUUACGGUCACCAUCCUUGUCAGCCUGGCCCUAGCUUUCCUCGCCUGCAUUGUGUUCCUGGUGGUUUACAAAGCCUUCACCUAUGAUCACAGCUGCCCAGAGGGAUUUGUCUAUAAGCACAAGCGCUGUAUCCCAGCCUCCCUGGAUGCUUACUACUCAUCCCAGGACCCCAGCUCCAGAAGCCGCUUCUACACGGUCAUCAGCCACUACAGCAUGGCCAAGCAGAGCACUGCCCGGGCCAUCGGGCCAUGGCUGUCGGCAGCCGCUGUCAUUCAUGAGCCCAAGCCGCCCAAGACCCAGGGCCACUAGAGGCCCACCCCAGCCAGAA
Molecule: messenger RNA, 18616 nt
Organism: Loxodonta africana (African savanna elephant)
Lineage: Eukaryota; Metazoa; Chordata; Mammalia; Proboscidea; Elephantidae
Gene: NSG2
Product: neuronal vesicle trafficking associated 2
Exons: 7
Coding region: 18082-18597 (171 amino acids)
Biological process (GO): G protein-coupled dopamine receptor signaling pathway; endosomal transport; clathrin coat assembly
Cellular component (GO): membrane; endosome
Molecular function (GO): clathrin light chain binding
Source: RefSeq, a predicted model, not a curated record